AGUCGAGGCGAGUAGGUUAGAGUGCGCCGUUGUGGUGGUCUGUUUCUGUAAGGAGACAGCCGUGGUCGCCCCUGAAUCUUGAGCGGGGGCAGAAUGGACGCGGCUACUCUCACGUACGAUACUCUCAGGUUUGAGUAUGAAGACUUCCCCGAAACCAAAGAGCCUGUUUGGAUCCUGGGGAGAAAAUAUAGUGUAUUAACAGAGAAAGAGGAGAUCCUGUUAGACGUGACCUCUCGUCUUUGGUUCACAUACAGAAAAAGCUUUCCAGCCAUUGGGGGAACAGGUCCUACAUCUGACACUGGCUGGGGCUGCAUGUUAAGGUGUGGUCAGAUGAUCUUUGCUCAAGCCUUGGUUUGCAGGCACUUAGGCAGAGAUUGGAGGUGGGUGAAAGGGAAGAAGCAAAUGGAAAACUAUUACAAUGUUCUAAAUGCCUUCAUUGACAAAAAAGACAGCUACUACUCAAUCCACCAAAUAGCCCAGAUGGGAGUUGGAGAGGGAAAAUCCAUAGGCCAGUGGUAUGGACCAAACACAGUUGCACAAGUACUAAAAAAACUUGCCACUUUUGAUACAUGGAGCUCCUUGGCAGUGCACAUAGCCAUGGACAAUACUGUUGUGAUGGAGGAAAUUAGAAGGCUGUGCAAACUCAGCUGUCCAUGUCCUGGGGCUUCAGCAUUUCCUGCUGCAGAAUCGGACUGGCUUUCCAAUGGUUAUCCAGAUGGAGCAGAAUGUAUGGACAGGCUAUUGUCCUGGAAACCUUUGGUGCUCCUGAUACCUCUUCGCCUUGGCCUCACAGACAUCAAUGAAGCCUACAUUGAAACACUGAAGCACUGUUUUAUGAUGCCUCAGUCCUUAGGAGUCAUUGGAGGAAAACCUAAUAGUGCUCAUUAUUUCAUUGGCUAUGUAGGUGAAGAAUUAAUCUAUCUUGACCCACACACUACUCAGCCUGCAGUGGAGCCCAUGGAGAGCGGCCACAUCCCUGAUGAGAGUUUCCACUGUCAGCAUCCACCCUGCAGAAUGAGCAUUGCGGAGCUUGAUCCUUCAAUUGCAGUGGGCUUCUUCUGCAACAAUGAGGAAGACUUCAAUGACUGGUGCCAGCAAGUAAAGAAGUUGUCACUGAUCAGAGGAGCCCUACCAAUGUUUGAACUGGUUGAACACCAGCCUUCGCACUUCUCUACUCCUGAUGUUUUGAAUCUUACUCCAGAUUCUUCCGAUGCAGACAGACUGGAAAGAUUCUUUGAUUCAGAAGAUGAAGACUUUGAAAUUUUAUCUCUUUAAAGAACAAUAAGAAGCUAACUCUGCCAAUUUGUGUUGUGGGGGGAGGGGAGCUCCUUGGAGAGCCUAGGGCUACCAGCUUUCAUAGGUGCUUGUUGACAUCCCUGCCUCCCAUCCACCCCAGCAUUCUGUGCAGCCUUGGAGCCGAGUGGAUUUUUUUGCAGUGGGAUCAAGAAACGGGUCAUCAUUAAGGCCUUAAUAGAUUUAGUCAGGCUUUCUCUGUGCAAGAGUACCUGCUGGAAAAGGAGGCAGUAUUUCCUAGGAGCUGAAUAUUUAUUUUUAUGUUAGCAAGCCAAAAGGGUGAGCAAGAAUAGCAAAAUCCCUUCGGAGUGCUUGGUUCUUACAAGUUCUGUUAUUAAGGAAAACUUCAAAUCCCAUUUGCUUCUGUCUCACUUUUUGUAGUUUGAUGUGGAAACCAGCAUAAAAUACAGACACCUAUCCAAUAGCUGUCUCUUUAGCCCAGCAGAAUGUGUUCUGUGUAAAUUGGGAGUAAAAGCUCUCACACAAUGAUAUGCAUCAACUGUUGCUACUCAUGCUUUAAUUUAUCUUGGAUACAGUGCUUCCAUAAAGAUGUAUUACUGCUUUUAAGUUCCAAAAUGGCCAUUCAUUUUAAACUCUCAUACUCUGCCCAAUGGUGUCAUUCUAGAAAUCACAGAAUCUCAUCAUGCAUAGCAAAUGAUACAGUAAGAAGUAUGGGUCGAAAAUUACAAAUAUAACUUUUCAUAUAGAGAGUAGGGAGGGUUUGGACAAGUGCUCUCUUUCAGCUUGGAGGCCAUUCACAGCACAUCCAAAAGGAAGAACUGACAAGUUAACCAGGAUAUGUCUUCAUUAAAUAUAACCUGUAUUUGUUGGGUAUUUUUCUAUUCCAUAUUAAAAAUAUGGUGGCUGCUAUUUAAUAAAAUGUGGUGGUAGAAACAUCCACCAGCUCACUUGAAUUGAAAGUACCUCUGCUUCUUCUCUUGAUUCCAUCUCUUUGUUUUUAGAUUCUGAUCAUGAAAUCUGGAUAUUGUUACAUGGAUUUAAAAUGCUUUGCUUUAAUGCCAAAAUUGUGAUAUUAAAAGCCUGGCGUGGUUAUUGCCAGAGGCUUGGCCCCCCCUUAUCUUUCCAAGGUUUAUACACCACACAAGGUCAAGUUUCUCUUGCGUGGUGAUGUUCACUUGCUUUUCAGUUUUAUGUUGUGACUUGUAAGGUAUACUAGUUUCUAAAGAAAAGCUCAGCAAAUUCUGGAUGCCUUGAAAUGUUAAUUUACCAGCUCUCAGCUAGGCUGGAAAUGGUGGCUGUUGUACUCUUAAAAUAGCAUUAGAGCUGCCUUUGUUUAGACGAGAUGAGAAUGGCUGGAGAGGACCCGCCGCUCCCCCCCCCCCAAAGUAUUGACCACCUUUUUGAAAUUCAGUCGCUUCAUUGAUGGAUGCUGGAGGUGGCAAAUAUGUUUACAAAGCAUUUUUUCCUGCAUUUAUCAGCAGUGCUAUCAGCCUAAAAGAUGGUAGUAUAGCCAUCUAUAAAGUAACUGCAUCUAGGGGUAACUGGUCUACCGGUAGUAGGUCUGAUUGCCCCUUAAAGCUGCCAGAAAGCAGAGGUCUGAACCAUGAUGCUUAUUUGUCAUUGUUAUAACUUGCUGUCUUUCUCUUGCUGUUUCUCCUCUCCUCUUGAUCAUAGACUUUUGGAGGGAGAGGAGGCAGAGGAAGUGGGGCUGUGCUCCAUUCAUCAACUGCUUUCAAUUUGUAUCUGAAUAAACCAAGUUAAAAGAAA
This is a messenger RNA of Lacerta agilis (Sand lizard), 3021 nucleotides long. It is a transcript of the gene ATG4B, whose product is annotated as autophagy related 4B cysteine peptidase. NCBI's taxonomy places the organism in Eukaryota, Metazoa, Chordata, Lepidosauria, Squamata, Lacertidae. The record is from RefSeq and is a predicted model, not a curated record. The transcript has 13 exons. Gene Ontology annotation, molecular function: protein-phosphatidylethanolamide deconjugating activity. The coding region runs from base 94 to 1275 and encodes 393 amino acids.